This is a messenger RNA of Cuscuta europaea, 1445 nucleotides long. NCBI's taxonomy places the organism in Eukaryota, Viridiplantae, Streptophyta, Magnoliopsida, Solanales, Convolvulaceae. The record is from the annotation of a GenBank genome assembly.
CACGGCAGCUCGAAGUUUCGAACAUUGAAGAUCGACGUGCUUAUACGUGUGAUCGGGUCCCCUCUUGAUUAUCGGGGAUCAAUUCUUACACCCCAGUCACCCAGACAGAGCUGAAGAGGGGCUUGCUUCAUAUUCAGGUUUCCUCAUCCAUCAUUCGGAAGAUUUUUCCAAUUGCGCAAUAGUUGGGAGACACAGUAGAUGUCUUCUACAACUCUGCGGAGACGACGGCUCCACCACGGGGACCUCGACGGCAAACGGGACGACCAAUUCGAGAGCUUUAGUUCCGACGAUGAUUUGGACAAGCCAUUACUUGGUGCUUAUAAAUUACAUAACCGCUCCAGUUAUGACGACGACCAUUCCGAGGGAUGCUCCCUGGCGGAGAUCUUGGAUGAAGGGCGAAGGAAAGAACACCUCCACUGGACCCUACUAUUUUCACAGCUAAUUGCUCAGUGGGCACAGUGGUUAGCAAGCAUUGUCUUCGGCACAGGAUCAUUAUUAGGAUGGAUUUUCCCCUUCUUGCCAAUGGUAUCCCAAAGUGGACUUACAACCAGGCUUUUACCUCCAUUGCUCAACCCCUUGCAGGAGGCCAGGUUAAAGCAUCUGAAGCAAAGAGUUGGAGUUCCUUUUGAUGGCUCUUUUGGGGAGCAUCAAGAGGCACUGAAACAGCUGUGGAAGUUAGCUUACCCGAAUAGGGAGCUUCCACCCCUUAAGUCAGAACUUUGGAAAGACAUGGGCUGGCAAGGAUGUGAUCCUUCAACAGACUUCAGGGGUGGAGGCUACAUAUCAUUGGAAAAUUUGAUAUACUUUGCCAAGGCAUACCCGACAUCAUUCCAGAACUUGUUGCAAAAGCGAAAUGGGAAACGAUCUGAAUGGGAGUAUCCCUUUGCUGUAGCUGGCAUCAAUAUAUCUUUUAUGUUGGUUCAGAUGUUGGAUCUUCAAUCAGCAGGGAUUCCAAGCACACUACCAGCCAUACGCUUUCUAAAUUUACUCAGCCUUGAUGAAAGGGCUUUCGACAACCUCUUUUGUGUUGCCUUUGAAAUGCUAGAUGCACAGUGGCUUGCAAAGCGGGCCUCAUACAUGGAGUUUAAUGAUGUCCUAAAGUCUACCAGAACCCAACUAGAGCGCGAGCUCGCACUCGAAGACAUCUCCAGCAUAAAGGAUAUGCCUGCAUUUAAUCUAUUGACAAGAUGAUCCAAUUUGGUCUUCCAAUACAACUGUAAUUACAUCCUAUGCACACAGUAAUACAGAUAAUUAUUGUGUAUGAAUUUCUGUACGCGGAGCAUGCAAAGAAAUGAGAGUAAAUAACAAGUUUAUGAAGGUCUUAGUCCCUCAAAUAAAGGGGUUUGCAUAUUUGGCCCCUCUAUUAUUUGCAUAUCCAAUUUUAGUCAUUGGAUUAUUAUUCUUGUAGUGGUUUUAUACUUCUAUUCCCUCACCAAAGUACAUCG